Messenger RNA from Perca fluviatilis (European perch), 1798 nucleotides. RefSeq names its product CD276 antigen-like. The coding region runs from base 670 to 1497 and encodes 275 amino acids. NCBI's taxonomy places the organism in Eukaryota, Metazoa, Chordata, Actinopteri, Perciformes, Percidae. The record is from RefSeq and is a predicted model, not a curated record. The transcript is spliced from 3 exons.
ACGAGAGACUUUGCUUCCAUAAACGAAAUUAACAAGAGGGAGAAUCAGUGAAGCAAUACAUUGCAGUAAUUAAAAAGUUAGCAGAACACUGCGACUUUGGCACGCAUUUGUAGGAUGCACUGAGAGACCGGCUCGUAUGUGGACUCAACAUGGAGGCAAAACAGAAAAGAUUGCUAACCGAGCCUGCAGUCACUUUUCAAAAGGCUGUGGAAGUAGCCGUAGCAAUGGAGACGGUAGCAAAAGAAAUGCAACAGCUAAGUAAUGCAUUAAAAGUAAAUGCACUUUCACUGACUAGUCAGCAACAUUACAAGUGUGUGUGCUGUGGAAAACCGAAUCAUUAAGAGGCCGAAUGCUAUUAAAAGGAACAAACAUGCCACAAACUGUGAAGAAAGGCCACAUAUCAAGAGUGUGCUGAAACAAAAGCAUGUAAAUAACGAAAAGACAUGUGGUUACAUAAUAUAACAUAAUAUGCUGUAUGUAAUGAAGGGUAUGUAAAUGAUAUAAUGCAGUACAAGCUUAAACAUAGUUCAAAAAGGUUGGUUAUGUUUAAAAAAAAUAUGCAGAUAUAAUUAUGUAGGGAAAAGUAGACUACAAACUAAACUGCUUGUUAAACUGCCUUUGUGGAAUAAUUCUGAUACAAUUUUUGUCUGCCUUAAUACUUACUAACUGAUGACUCUGUAUGUAAACAUAUUCAUUAAUACAUGUUUUUAUCUUCCAGGGCCAAAAGUCAUCAAAGUGGAAGAAGGCGGUGAUGUUAUUUUACCCUGUUCCCUCUGGCCCAAGAAGGAUCUUCGGUCAACACAGUUUAUCUGGAAGAAAGUUUCCGAGAAAACUGAUGGUGAUCAGAAGGUGUUCCUGUAUGAUAAAGGUGAUCUUUACAGUGACGAGCAUCCAGGUCAGAGUGAGCAGUUCAAAGGUCGAGUCUCACUUUUUCCAGAUAAACUGAAACAAGGCAACGCCUCCAUAAUCAUCAGAAAUGCAAUGAGGGCUGACAGUGGAGAAUACAGAUGUUAUUUUCCAUCAAUUCAAAGACCUCAAAUGUUCUACAUUAAGCUUGAUGUUGAGCCAACAGUCAUCACAGCGGAAGAAGGCAGUGAUGUUACUUUACCCUGUUCCCUCUGGCCCAAGGAGGACAUUCAGUUAACACGGUUUGUCUGGAAGAAAGUUUCCCAGAAAACCGAUGAUGUUCAGAAUGUGUUCCUGUAUGAUUAUGGUGAUCUUUACAGUGACGAGCGUCCAGAUCAAAGUGAGCAGUUCAAAGGUCGAGUCUCACAUUUUCCAGAUGAACUGAAACAAGGCAACGCCUCCAUAACCAUCAGAAAUACGACGAGGGCUGACAGUGGAGACUACAUCUGUAUUGUUCCAUCAAUUCAGAAACCUAAAACAAUCCACAUUAAGCUUGUUGUUGCUUCAACUCCAGAGUCAGAUGAACAUCAUCCAUUAAUGAAUGGAAUGGAUGGAAUCGAACUUCAUUCAUUAAUGAUAGAAAGGCUUUGAUAAUGUCUGUGUUGCUGGAAACAUUUAUUUAGUUUUCAGUUAUUUUAUGCUUGUGUUAUAUCACAAUUAAUAGGCUCAUUGAUUUUGUCGUGCAGUUCUAGUUGAUUGUGUAACUGUUUGUAAGACUUGUACAGUAUUCCUGUUCCAGAGGUGUGUAGAGCAGAGAGGACCAGGUCAACAUGAUGAUGCUCUUAUAAGUCUUGUAUUUUUAUAUUCAGACCAAAUUACAAAGUUAACUGUGAUGAUGUGGAGUGUGAAAUAUUGUGCAAAUAAAUGUCAUUUUAUUUAUUUUUUAAAUAUA